Molecule: messenger RNA, 291 nt
Organism: Fusarium venenatum
Lineage: Eukaryota; Fungi; Ascomycota; Sordariomycetes; Hypocreales; Nectriaceae
Source: RefSeq, a predicted model, not a curated record
AUGUCCAUGAUAACGAGGGAGAAGCAACCCAUUUCAUUCGACCUUGUGGUUUUUAGAACGUCACAGUUGGGCAGUGAAUGGUAUAUAUGUUGUGUUGCUGAGCAGGCAACAUAUUUGCGGCGGAUGAAAACUGAUGGAUCUCUGGUAACGCGCAUUGCCUUCCCAUUGACGGGCGCUCGGAUACAGCUGGGAAUAGGUCUAAUACUGGUCUCUAUCAAUGGGACUGGCAUAAAAACAUGUGGUUAUAAUCUCAUUAUUACGUUGACAAGCAUCACUAAUGGGCAUUCAUGA